Molecule: messenger RNA, 1220 nt
Organism: Bipolaris sorokiniana ND90Pr
Lineage: Eukaryota; Fungi; Ascomycota; Dothideomycetes; Pleosporales; Pleosporaceae
Exons: 1
Coding region: 60-950 (296 amino acids)
Biological process (GO): regulation of transcription by RNA polymerase II
Molecular function (GO): protein dimerization activity; DNA-binding transcription factor activity, RNA polymerase II-specific; RNA polymerase II cis-regulatory region sequence-specific DNA binding
Source: RefSeq, a predicted model, not a curated record
GCUUGCCUACUGUACUCAAUCCUCCUCGCCGCCGCCGCCUCCUCUCUCUCUCUCUGGCAAUGGCUGUGCACAAUCUCCCUGCGUUUACCGCAGGACCAGAUCCGACGUAUUCUCCUCCAGAGAGUGAUACUUUUCCAUCUCCAGACAACCUCGAAUCUCCCUGCUACGGAGACUCAUAUCCCUCGUUAUCCGAGUACAGCAGCCUAGACAGCACCAGCGGCCCCUGCUUCACUCGGCCCAGCGAACCGGUGGAUACCACCAACUCUCUCAACUGGAACGCCCCGUUACCCAAUGGCUUCAUGACCACCUCCUCCACUGUAGUUUGUCCACCCGCCACCCACGGCCUACCCACGAGUCCCCAGUUCGCUCCUAUGUGGCAAACCGGCGUGCCCACCCCUCUCAGCAUCUCAGGCGACUUCCAGAACGGCUACAUAUCCCCCGAGUACACCACGUCAGCCUUCCCCUCGGUCCCCUCGCCCCUGCCCACCCCCAGCAACCACGGCAGCCCCGCCUCUCUGUCCCCCGUAGUAGCCACCAAUCCCACCCCUUCACCCCAGGACCCCAUCUCAAAACCCCUUCCCCGCAAGCGCGGUCGCCCUCGCAUCCACCGCCCGGCCUCGGAACCCUCAGCCACUGGUAGCACCAGCCCCGCCAAGAACGCCCGAACGCAGUGCAUGCCGCACACCGAGGUCGAGCGCAAGUACCGUGAGAAGCUCAACGCGGAGCUCGAACGGUUGCGGAAGGCGGUGCCUCUUUUGCCACAGAGCGGUGCGUCGUCUGAGUCUGGAGGCGUGAAGCCGAGUAAGAGUAUGGUGCUUGCUGUUGCUAUUGAUUACAUUAAGGAGCUGGAGCGCCAGCGCGAUUUGGCGGUUGAGGAGGUGGAGCGGUUGGGCGGGAAGGUCAAGUUUGGGCGCGUGGGCGCGUGGCGGAGGGGGAGUGAGGAUAGUUGAGUUCCUUCUCUCCUCCCCUCUCUCCUCUUUAUUUUUUGGUCCUUGAGGGGGGGAAUUCGAUUGGGGUGUUGAGGGAGAAAAAAAGUCAACUUUCAUUUGCCUGGUUGGGUAUCGUUGUUUGCAUACCUUCCGGCGCUUUCGACAUUGAAUACUCCUCUCGUCGAGGGGGAUGUGUGGAGAAUAUACAGGAGCAUAUUUGUUUUCUUGGUGGGAAAAAUGUGCUUCUUACGGACAGGAAAACCUUCUUCAACUUUUCUUCUCUGGAUAUAG